Molecule: messenger RNA, 6454 nt
Organism: Drosophila santomea
Lineage: Eukaryota; Metazoa; Arthropoda; Insecta; Diptera; Drosophilidae
Product: chromosomal serine/threonine-protein kinase JIL-1
Exons: 8
Coding region: 1026-4661 (1211 amino acids)
Biological process (GO): protein phosphorylation; regulation of DNA-templated transcription
Molecular function (GO): ATP binding; protein serine/threonine kinase activity
Source: RefSeq, a predicted model, not a curated record
UACAAUAAAUGACACAAAAGCAAAGGGAAAAUUUCUGCGUACGGUUCGUGAGCUGUGUGUUCAAAUUCCAAGAAGCCAAAUAUCCGGUGCUAACCGUUUAAAGGCUCCCAAGAUUUUGGCUGUAUUAUAGUGAAAUAUAAUACAGAUAUAAAACCGAUCCGAUCAAGUGCAACGGAAAUCGCCGCGAUUGCCAUCAAGGUGGCCCGUAGCUAAUAAGUGUUCACGAAUGAGAGCAAAGCAGAUGGCGGAGAGCGUCCCGCGCUUCAGUGUGUGUGUGCGUAAACGAGUAGAAAGCGGCGGUAAAAACCUUCGCGUGUAACACAAAAAAAUAAAAAAAACAUCCAAUUUCAAUAUCAAAACGAUUCUAUAUCGCCCAUUGAAAAACAAGUACGACGCGUACGUAGGGAAAUUGGAAAAUCCAUUGCAAAUCGAGAGCAACAGUCGCCGAGGAGCAGAAUCAGCGGACGAAAACAAAAACGCUUUAAAAACGCAGUCGCCGAUACAGAAAGUGCCAGCGUGUGAGUGUACGUAGUUGUGGGCAAAGAGAACGGUGAAGAAUAAGAAAUCACAAAAAAAAAACCUUACUGUGGAAGUGCAAAAUGCGCGGCUGAUAAAGAUUGUGAUAAUCACGGAAUAAAACAACCAAAAACGAAGAAUGAAAAGAAACCGCAACCAAAUUGGUUGAAUAAUAUUUAAGCCAACGCCAGUGCUGCAAAAAUCGGUGCGCAUUAUCAUUGGAACGUUCAGUGUUGCACAUCGCUGCCGCCCCACGCAUAAUCCAACACUCUCCCCCCCUUCCCACCCAGAUCCACCCACUCACACACACACGCACACACUCGAUUUCGGAUUCCUUCGUCUGCAUUAUAAUAUUGCGCUUAUUUUCUUUCGCGAGCUCAACGAUGCGACACGAUCAGUCCCUGGACCUUUUUAGUUUAUUUUGUUAAUUGUUGGAUUAUCCAUUAACUACGUGAGGAGUACGUAGGACAUUAUAAAAGACUUGGGAUCUUUGAAGGAAUAAUUUAACCAUGAGUCGCCUGCAAAAGCAAAACCACGAGAUCUUGAGCAGCGGUUCAAGUAAGUCGCGUCGCAAGAAUCAGCAAAAUCCCCAUGUAUCGGGGCCACUAGCCUACGAGGAGAAGGAUCAAAUGGUACGGAAUCAUAUGAACGGCCACGUGGUGGCCAAUGGCAAUGGCAAUGCCAAAAAGCGGAAGAAUAGCAAAUCCGAAACGUUGACUAAUGGCAAAAAGUCCAAACUGAAUACGGAGGGAUCUGGCUCCGGUUCUGGCAAGUCCUUGGCGUACAACAAUAAUAACAAUAACAACAACAGCAUCAGUGCCACCAACGGUCAGUACACCAAUAGCAACAGCAAGACCACGUCAGCAUCUACAAGGGAUUACACUUACCGCGAGACCAUAUCACCGCCCACACCUCCAUCGCCGCUCACCACAAAUGUGGCCGAGAUUGUUUGCAUAUCGGAUGCGGAGAGCGAGGAGGAACGCGAUCCCGAUCGGGACUAUUACGACCAGGACACGGAGGAGGAGGAGCCAAGCAUUCGAGAGAUCGAUGAAUCUAGCUCCAGCAAGUCCAAGGCCAAGUCCAACAAUGCAGCUGCAGCGGCGGCGGCUGCUGCAGCGGCAGCAGCAGCCUCGAUGGCCUCUUCGUCGGCCACGCCCUCCUACGCCAUGCCCACCAGCAAUAGUACGCCCCUGGAUCUGGACAAUGAGUCCCAUCAACGGGACCUGGAGGCGGUCACCGAUCUGCGGUCCUACGUUAAAUUGUACAGUGACGAGGCCGUCAGUUUGAAUGAUUUCAAAAUAAUACGCGUCCUAGGAACAGGUGCCUACGGCCGGGUUUUCCUCGUUCGCAAGCUGAGUAGACACGAUGCCGGAAAACUGUAUGCAAUGAAAGUUCUCAAUAAGAUAACGGUGGUCCAGAAGCGAAAAACCGCGGAACACACCAAAACUGAGAGAGUGGUACUAGAGGCCGUUCAGCGUAGUCCCUUCCUUGUGAGUCUGCACUACGCCUUCCAGUCGUCUUCAAAGCUUUAUCUGGUGCUAGACUUUGCCAAUGGUGGCGAGUUGUUCACGCAUCUCUACCACUCUGAGAACUUCGAAGAGUCUCGGGUGCGUGUUUACAUAGCCGAGGUGGUGCUGGCUCUGGAGCAACUGCAUCAGUUGGGGAUUAUCUAUCGAGACAUUAAGUUGGAAAAUAUUUUGCUCGAUGGCGAGGGGCACAUUGUACUCUCCGACUUUGGACUGUCGAAGAUUCUUACCGCGGAGAAUGAAUACCGUGCGCACAGCUUUUGCGGCACUCUGGAGUACAUGGCUCCUGAGAUUAUCCGUACGGGACCGCCGGGACACGACAGUGCCGUGGACUGGUGGUCGGUGGGUGUGCUCACUUUUGAGCUGCUCACCGGUGCUUCGCCAUUCGCCACGUCUGACGGCCAGAGUCAGCAGUCGGAAAUCUCUCGGCGAAUUCAGAAGGAGCAGCCGUUGAUUCCCUCAUCGUUCAGUGCCAACGCCCGUGACUUUGUGCUAAAGAUGCUGGAGAAGAACCCAAAACGCCGGCUGGGAGGCAACCAUCGCGACGCGAGCGAAAUCAAGGAGCACCCCUUCUUCCACGGCAUCAACUGGCAGGAGCUGCGGAACAAGCGCCGCAAGGCCCCCUAUAAGCCCACCCUCACCGCAGAGGACGAUGUCCAGAACUUCAGCAACGAGUUUACCGACCAGGUGCCCGAGGAUCCCGAGUGCGAUGCUCCGCCAAGUCGGAUACGACUAUUCCGCGGCUACACAUACGUCGCGCCAGAGCAUUUGGAGCAGAUGCGACGGGAUAACAACUGUCAGAUCCAGUACUGUAAUCCGGGACUUCAGAAUAUACCCUCACGGCCAGAUGACCUUGAACUGGGCACCCGCACUGUGAGUGGAGCAUAUGGCACUUGCCAUUUUGUGGUGGACAGUUCUUCGGAGAUGGUGUUCAUGGCCAAAGUAAUACCGCUGUCCAAAUUCCGCCCCUCCGAGGUCGACGCGCUGAUCUCGUGCGCUCUCGACACGAACAGUCACAAGAACAUCGUCAGCUACCACGGAACGUUCAGGGAUAAGUGCGAGACUUGGAUCAUAAUGGAGUACCUGUGCGGCGAGGAGCUGACCGCAUCCAUCCGCAUGGAUGAGGACUCGUGUCGGGAGAUCUUUCUGCAACUGGUUAUGGCUGUGCGGCACAUACACUCCAAACACUUUUUACAUGGUGACCUGAAGCCGGAGAACGUAAUGUUUGAGAGCCGAGAUGAUAAGAAUGUCAAACUGGUCGAUUUUGGCAACGCAUGUUACAAUAGUCGUUUUCAGAGUUGGAAAGACAAGCCGCGUUACACGCUAGACUAUGCUCCGCCUGAAAUGCUCGCGGAUGCGAAUCUCGUCACUUAUUCGCCAGCCGUGGAUAUAUACGGUCUUGGGGCCACGCUGUAUACCAUGCUGGUGGGACAUCAGCCAUACAGACAGAACGAGGACGAUGUAGAUCACUCCGCAGCGGCCCAUCAUGAGCUUCGUAAGCGAAUGCGCCGGGAAACGUUUAACCAGCGUUCUAAGCGCUGGGAAAAUGCAAGUCCUGCGUUCCGACAUUUGGUGAGCUGGUGUCUGCAGCGGGAUCCGGCUGAUCGGCCCACAUUGUCAGAUAUUCUAGACAGCGAAUGGCUGCAAUACGGUUCAAAUGAUCCGGACGUAGAUAUAAUUCUGCCGCUAGAGCAGCAGAUGGUUGUGGACCUCAGCGAAGAUACUAUGGAGCAACCGACGGCAGGUAUGUUAGACGAGCAGGAACAACAGGAAUUCACGCACGACAAGUCGGCGGAGGUUGAGGGCAUAACCCUAGUCAGCGAACCCAUGCAAGCGACUGUCCCGACUCAAGAACCUAGGAAAAAUGCAGCCGCAUUACCUAUGCCAGUUGCUCCAUCUGACGACGAUGACUUGGUAGUGCACGAACGAUUUGACCCGGCCUUUGAGGUACAAGCGGACUUCUACGGCUUCGACGAGGAUGCGCCUCCCCUGCCCCUUCCCGAUGAAUACUACUCUGAACUACCUCUGCCUGAGGAAGACCGGCAGUACAUGCCACCUCCACCAGCCCCGGCUCCUGUUGUACCAGAAUCGCCCUUCCGACGGCCAAGAACGCGACAGCAGCGUCGCACUGAGAGCCAGCUAUUACAGCCUGUUUCUGCCGCUCCGCUGGAGGACAGCAAGGCGUCCCUGCGCCUACUAAUGCAGCAGCUGCCGCCGCCAGCUGACAUCGCAGUAGCACGCAUUCCGAAGAGAACCCAGCGAGUCGUACGUACAUUGCCUCCGUCCUUUGGAACCACCAAACGAGAGGAGAGUUUCACUGGAUUUAGUAAGACAGCAAGCUCGUGGCGAAAGACGCGGGCUAGCUGGCGGCACUUCUGUCUGCUUAUCAAUGGUGUGCAGCAGGUGCUCAAGAUUCGGUUCAAAAAAACGCGUCGCGUCUACUGCCUGCCCACUAUAAAAGUGGAAAAACUUGAUCAUGCGUACGAGAAACCAUUGACGUUCCCGCGGCCCAAGGCGCAACUGAAGCGCGCCAAGCGGGAGCCCAAGGUGCCGCGGCCACCGACGCGAGUGCAACCGGAGAGGGCGCGGGCGCUGCGACAACUUUAUCAGUUCCAAUGACAUGAGGAUGACGAUGACGAUGAUGUGGAGGUGGUGGAAAUCAAGGAGGAGCCGCUGAACGAGGGGGAGGAGCAACCGCGAGCGGUGCUGCUGUGGGAGGGCGACUUCAGGCGGCAACGGAUGUACAGCUGACCACACACAUUGACCGAAUGGCCCAUCCAGGACAACGACAACCAGACACCGGCCAAAACAAAGGGUGAACACACAGCGGGUUUCAGCACCCAGCAACAAACCCAUUAGCCCCCCUUACUACCAAUCGGAAGCAUUAGGGGAAGGAUCCGCAAGACGCACCAAAGAUCCUGUCAAUACAGUUUUUCAAGUUUGUUAUGCAUUAGUCUAAGUUCAGAACUCAUUUUGCUUAUCGCUUUCUCAACCACGAGGAACGAAAACCAACUUAACUUGUACACAUUUAGAACAACAUUCUAAUUGGUGUAUUCUAAAUGCAAUUUGUUGUGCUAGUUAAUUAUUUGAAUAGCUUAAGUGUAAAAAGUCAGACUCAAAAACGGGAAUUAAACAAAGGCAACUUUUGCAUUGAUCUUAGAGCGAUUAAGACAUAGAAAAACAAAUACCGACAUCAGAACACAACCACUAAUAUGAUAAUAAGAUUUGCAAUUAGUUUAGUGCAAAAUUAUGUUUAAGACAGCAUUGAGAAAGAUAUUCUUACGACCCCCAUAUACACGGUUUGCUUUAAGUUGUGCUUUAUGUUAAGUUAUAUACUUUAUUCUUAACACUACCACUGAACUAACUCAAAAUACUUCCCAGCAUGUAUUUCCACUCGCAAUAGGAAUUAACAAAGCCAUUUAAUUCCAAUUGCGCUUGGCAAUGUUUCCUAAUUGCAUUCAAAUCAUUUCAGUUAAAACUAAGGGGAAAAAGAAGCAUCGCCCGAAGAGCCAUUUCCACAUGAAACUGCGAAGUUCUUUUUUGAGAACGUGCCGAAAAUAUAUAGUUUCUUGCACACAAAACUCAACUAUUCAGAAUCGUAAAUAGUCGUAGACAUUUGUUAAUGGCAAACCAACAUUUAAUUGUUUUGUUAAGUAUUUUUGAUUGUUUAUUUUUUUAAUUUGCUGAGAAACCUGUAUCUAAAUAAGAUAACGCAAUGGAAAGCGAUGAAAUCUAAAUAAAAUUUAAAGAAUUACAUUAUUUUACACUUCCUUGAUUUGUAUUGUUUACAUUUGUGUUUGCAAUUUAUCAGUUCUUAUAGGCACCCGCAAAACCCUCCCCUGACAUUAACUUAACCCAAUUCCAAUUCACAUAUCGAACUGUAUAAACUUGCGUUAGAGCUGAUACAGAAGGAAAAUGAUGUUGAAGUCAUGGUGUAAAUUUUAGUAUAAAACAAAUAACAUUUAUAUUAAAGUUGCCUUCUAACAAGUUGCCUUAGAACACACACAAAUGUAAAGCCCAAAAACUCCAAAAAGUCGCAAUAUAAAAAGUUAAACAUACCCUACAUUUUAUAAGCAAACUCAUUUGGCAUGAGUUUUUAUGGCUGCGAUCAUUGGCAAUCCGUCGUAGUUUAAGAUCACUGGAACUAUCAAUGACCACAGACUCUGCCCAAUCUACUUACAAAGGACGCAACAACCAAUGGGGGACAACUAGUUAAAUGUAAGAAUAAAGCAAUCAAAUCGUAAUGAACUCGAUUUUUACAGUUCGGCCAAAGCGUUAUAUGGAUUACGGAUAGUUAUGUUAACCCAACAAUCGAAAGAGUUUGAUUAACUUUGAAGAUCGAUUGAGACACGGAGAUGAAUUUGAAACGAGUUGCUAGCGGUUAAGUCACCAAAGUCUGUACAUAAAACUAA